Molecule: messenger RNA, 762 nt
Organism: Penicillium canariense
Lineage: Eukaryota; Fungi; Ascomycota; Eurotiomycetes; Eurotiales; Aspergillaceae
Exons: 2
Coding region: 1-762 (253 amino acids)
Source: RefSeq, a predicted model, not a curated record
AUGCGUCUCACACUCAUUCUCCUCUCGCUGGUGACUGUGUCACUGGCUGCCCCAGCAAACUUCUUCGACGGUGCAUAUGACUUCUCAGACGAUCUUGCGGGCUUCUAUGCCAAAGUCAGCCAGCACAUCAGCCGUGUGCAGAAGAGCAGCGCGACUCCAUCAGCAACGUGUGAUCUAUCCAGUAUCACACUGCCCUCAUAUGCAUCGGGCCUACCGAGUCCUGAUGGAUUGACGCCAAUGCACGUGGCCCUUGGAAGGGGAACACAGAAUUAUACGUGCGCCGAUUCGACAUCCAAGUCUACUCCCAAGGCUAUUGGUGCGGUCGCCAAUCUCUACAAUGUGACGUGCAUGUCUGCCGACUACCCAGACAUCUUGGAGAUGCUGCCCAAUGUUGCCUACAAGAUUUCUCUGCCGACCAACGAGUAUGCGACACUCCCUCCAGCCAACAUUGACCUGAUGGGCCACCAUUUCUUCUACGAUGCGACGACUCCCGAGUUCAACCUCGACACCGUACCCCUCAAGCAGUAUGGGAUUGCCAUGACCAAGAAGCAGGAUCAGAUCAGCGCUCCUUCGGAUGCCAUAGCAGGCCAGUACGGGGCGGUGGCCUGGCUGUAUCUGACAACUACGGAUGGUACUGUCGGCAAGUACAAGAGUGUCUAUCGAGUCAACACUGCCUCAGGCUCUCCACCGGACACCUGCCAAGGCAUGCCAUCUUCGUUUGAGAUUCAGUAUUCUGCAAACUACUACUUCUUUGGAAAUUAG